AUGAUUUCUCUGAGGUGUGGCUAUGAGGAAGAUCACUGCGGCCCCGAUUGUGUUUCCGAUUGUGACUCCAAAGCUGACUGCGGCGCGUAUGCUGAUCCGCCCGGCAAAGAAUGCCCUCUGAAAGUGUGCUGCAACAAAUGGGGCAACUGUGGCACCACCGAGUCUUUCUGCGGUGACGGAUGCCAGGGCAACUGUGAAGUUCCCGGUAUCACCACAGGGCAUGACGGUGAUGUUCGCGAUCUCGUCAUCGGCUACUUUGAAAGCUGGAUUCUCCUUCGGAGAGGCUGCUCGCAGAGAGAUAUCAGCCACAUCCGUUUCGACUCCAUGACACACAUAAACGUGGCGUUUGGGUUCAUCAAGCCCGACACCUACGAGAUUCAUCCUAUGCGCGGCGCAACCAUUGCUGGUUUCCAGAACGUCACGAACCUCAAGCAGCAAGCGCCCGGUCUCAAGGUCUGGCUUGCUCUGGGCGGCUGGACCUUCAGCGACAACGGUACCGACACACAGCCAGUCUUCGGCGACAUUGCCAGCACGGCACUCAAGCGAAGCCAGUUCAUUGACAAGCUUCUCCGAUUCAUGACAGAGGUCAGUGGCUUCGAUGAGGCUGGAGUAGAUAUCGACUGGGAAUACCCUGGUGCGCCCGACCGUGGUGGCCAGACCAGAGAUAUCCAGAACUUCGUUCUCUUGAUGAAAGACAUUUGGUUUCGUUUCCAGGCAGAUGGUAAGGGACUGGGCGUCUCCUUCACCGCUCCUACCUCUUACUGGUACAUGCGUUGGUUUGACAUUGGCGCCGUCAUGCCGUAUGUUGACUGGGUCAACCUGAUGACCUAUGAUAUUCACGGAAGUUGGGACGAAGACUCUGACUGGAUCGGGCCGUACGUCUACGCCCAUACUAACCUCACUGAGAUAAAACACGGUCUCGAUCUCUUGUGGAGAAACGGCGUGCCAGCUAAUAAGGUCAACUUGGGCCUUGCCUUUUACGGCCGAACCUACAAGCUGGAAGAUCCAGACUGCGAUACUCCAGGAUGUCCCUUUGCAGACCCUGGAACGGCGGGGCAGUGCUCGGGAACUGGAGGCUAUAUGUCGUACCAAGACAUCGAGUACACUAUCCAGAGCAACAAUCCAACUCCUGUCUAUGACGAAAAGGAGAAGGUCAUGUACUUCAAAUAUCGGGGCGAUCAAUGGGUAUCAUAUGACAACGAGAAGACCAUUCGAGAAAAAGUCGAAUUUGCCAAUGACUUGGGACUUCGAGGACUCUUCAUCUGGGCCAUCGAUCAGGACAACUUGGACAAUGAUCUGUUGAACGCCGUCUUGCAGCCUGAAGGCCUCGGGAAGUUCAAGGAGAGAAACGGAGUUGGCGCAGACGGGUCUGAUUGGAAGAAGGUUGACCUUGACGGACGUUGUUUCUGGUCAGACUGUGAGGGCGAUUGUCCCACCGGGACGAACAAAAUCACCACCGUUCGUUGUGCUCGAAGGAAGAACUCCAAGACCAAGGAUCCCAUGAUCAACCUGUGCUGUCCUCUGGCAAACUCUCCAGACCCAGAAACCUGCCGCUGGAGCGCACCUAACCUUUUCGGCGGCUUGAUCUGCGAGUCGACGAAUUCCUGCGACGUUGGAGAGGAGCGCAUCGUCACCAGCCAGUACUACAUCAACGGGAAGAACGAACACGACGCCUGCUUGGAGGGCGACGCGGACUACUGCUGCAAGAUCCAGGACGGCGGCACGCAACUCUGCGAGUGGGACGAGGGCAACUGCAUCGAGGUGGACCAGAGCCAGAUCCUCAAGCCGAAACCCAAGGGAGACGAUCCAUGCGGCAACGGGAAGAAGUUCACCACGUUCCGUAAGGGCAAGUGUAAGAAGAACCGCUGGGAGUCCCUCUGCUGCGACACCAACAUCGACACGUCGUCCUGCCGAUGGCGAAACGACAUGAACGACCGAUGCAACCCCGAGUGCAACCAUGACGAGGUCAAGUUCGGAACGCACGCCGAGGGUGGUGGCCGUAACUGCGAGUGGACCGUCCCCGGCUCCCAGUCCAUCCACAACAUGCAGGGUCAGAAGUCGAUCGUCUGGCCGGGUCUCUGCUGCAACCGCGACGCUUUCAAGGUGGAGCUCAAGAGCCUCCCCGUGCCACUGGAGAACCUGUUCCCGGACGCCGACGAGAUCCCGGAAUCUGAUGAGCAGUCCUUUGGUGUCGAGGUCGACCAGACCAUGGGAGGUCGGAAGUCCGGGACCGGUAACGACAACCCCAACCUCAACUCCUUCGGCUGGCACAUCAUGUCGGGACCCGAGGAGCAGAUCAGCAGCAUCGACAAGCGCGACGGCUCGCACUGGGAGGUCUUUGAUUGCGAUGAGGAGUUCCACGACGGUCGGCAACAUGCCAAGCUGGUGUGCACCGACGAUUCGGAGGACAGCAACUGUGGCACCCUCUUCAAGGGCGGCGUGCCCAACACGGUCCUGGAGAUGCCGGACCAUUGCGGUCCUGGCAAGUAUGCUCUGGCGGUCGACAUUGAUCUAGUGAACGAUGACGUCCCGGUGGCCCUGCCCAAGCUGGUGAAGAGGAAGCUCCAGAAGAGAGGGAUGGAGUUUGAGAGGCCGAAGGUCUACAACCUGACCUUUGACUACGACUACUCCGUUCUUCAGGGCCGCCAGGACAACAAGGUCAGACUGCGGGUUGAUUACAGCGACAAUCCAGGUUAUUGGAACGACAUCGUGGCCUCUCCUCCCGGCAAGACGAAGCGAGAUGUUGCCAUGGAAGUCGACAUGGAGCACGGUGGCUCAUGGGAGAGCUACCUGGAGCACCGAUGGCGCAUCGAGAAGCGCUCCACUCCCGAACAUGAGAAACACCUCCUCCACGAGAGAUGGUUCUCCCUUUGGGCCGUGGACUGGAUCAACAAGCAGAAAGAAGUCGAUCUCGACUACGACCUCGUCCGCCACAGCGUCCGGGAAACCUUUGUCUGGAACCUCUUCAGAGACAGCAAGUCGUGCCCCAACAUGGACGUGUCCGCCCACAUUUGGACCGAGUUGACCGUCAACGUCGAUACCUCCGCCGUUAUCAGCCUGAUCGGCGACCUGUCCAACCUCAAGUCCUUUGAUCAGUCUCACGCGACCUUCCGGAACAAGGGCGAUGUCGAGGUCAGUUUCAACUUUGUGGCGAACGCCGAGUUGAGGUUCAGUACUGGACCUGCCGAACUUGCUGGACUUGCCCCGCUAGGUGCAAGCUUCAAGAUUCCUGGCAUAUUGACUUGCGGCCCCCAAUUCCGCUUGAUUGGGGAGUUGAACGGAAAGGCAUCAAUCGAUGCCAAUGCUCGAAUCUCCUACAAGGUGGCGAAAUGGGACUUUAUGCAGCAGUACCCGCCCAGUGAGGAAUGGUCAGAUCCGUUCAAUCCGGACAAGAAGGACAAGGCGAACCUCGAAAACGAGCAGAGAGGAAAGUCCAACAGCACGAGGCCGCAAUUCUCAUACAACCUGCACGCGGAAGGCAUGGUAGAGGCCGUAGUCACCCCUAUGAUUACCUUUGGGAUUGUCUUCAACAGCGAACUGGGUGUUCCGAAUGCUGCAAUCGACAUGGGCGUUGAGGCUUCUGCUCGUCUCUGGGGCAGCGGCGGCACCAGCGACACCAUUGCCUGGGAGUACUGCUACGGAGCCGAGGCGCAUUGGGCCGUUUUCGGUAGAGCAUCUGCGCCGACAUUGUUCAAUAUUCCUCUGAGCCGACGCUGGGACUUGGCCUCUGAUACAAUCGACAUCAUACCUUCCCAGUGCGGUUCUUCGGAAGAUUAA
Molecule: messenger RNA, 3777 nt
Organism: Colletotrichum higginsianum IMI 349063
Lineage: Eukaryota; Fungi; Ascomycota; Sordariomycetes; Glomerellales; Glomerellaceae
Product: Glycosyl hydrolase family 18
Exons: 17
Coding region: 1-3777 (1258 amino acids)
Biological process (GO): carbohydrate metabolic process
Molecular function (GO): chitin binding
Source: RefSeq, a predicted model, not a curated record